AUGAGGAUAAAAUCUGAGAAAAUUCAAAGUGAUUCAGUGCCAAAUAUUGGCGACAUUGUGAUCAUUAAGGACGAACUUCCUAGAUGUUGUUGGAGAAUGGCACGAAUUGUAGAUAUUCAAAGGAUCAAAGACAACAAAGUGCGCUCUGCCGAAGUUCAGCUUGCAACAGGCCGUGUGCUAAGACGUCCUUUGAGCUUACUAUUUCCUCUUGAAAUAAUGGAAAAUGACAGUACGACGCCAAAUAAUUUAAGUAACAGUGAUACUGACAUUCUUAAUAAAAUGCCUGUCGCGGGAGGCUGCCAUAAAGGCAAGACAAACGAUACAGAACCAAUGCGAGUGUUUGGAGCAAUGCAGUAA
Molecule: messenger RNA, 357 nt
Organism: Mercenaria mercenaria
Lineage: Eukaryota; Metazoa; Mollusca; Bivalvia; Venerida; Veneridae
Exons: 1
Coding region: 1-357 (118 amino acids)
Source: RefSeq, a predicted model, not a curated record